Messenger RNA from Misgurnus anguillicaudatus (oriental weatherfish), 3783 nucleotides. The record is from RefSeq and is a predicted model, not a curated record. NCBI's taxonomy places the organism in Eukaryota, Metazoa, Chordata, Actinopteri, Cypriniformes, Cobitidae.
UGUAUGUGGAAGAGACAUCUCAUCAUCUCCUGCAUCAUUUUAAUAAAGAAAAACAACUGCAUAAACACUUGGAAGGCAUUAAGGAAGACAAACAUCUCAUGCAGCUGUGAAGGUGGCAGGCGCUGCAGACGCAACAUUGUGGUCGCAGACGUCAUCAGCAUCUGAGCGCGGUCUCGGUCUAGUGGGAUGCUUGUUGCUGUAUUUUGCUAUCUGAAGAAUUUAAACAUUGUCAGAAACGCUCACAACAUUUCCAACCCCCAGUUCGAUUGUAGACAUUGAAAUGAUACCAAUGGAUACACAGAUAGGACAACAGGAGAAAGAUGAGAUGGUCGUCACCCGAAGCACAUCUCUACUCUCCCCACAGCUAAAAGCCAUGAUCCGAAUCAAGAAAAAAUACCUGAAGAAACUGCGUCCAGAACAUGGCUCCAAUUCAGCCCGGUUGGGUCAUAACAAUUCAGACUGCAUAAAUUCAGAUGUGAAUUUGCAACCUAAGAAGCCUAAGAAGAAGUCCAGGCGUCGGGUGAUGUUCCCGAAUCACACACUGAUGUGCAAACCAAAGAGGGAGCGCAGCCGAGCGAAACCUUUCCUGAUCUUCUUCAGCAUUAUCAUCUUCAUUCAGGUCUACAACGCCAUCGAAAACUUGGACGACCAUGUUUUAAAGUAUGAUCUUGAAGGAUUAGAGAAGACGUUAGACAGGGAGUUGUUCGGACAGCAGGAGGCGCUAGAGGAGCUAAUGGAUCAUCUGAAAGAUUACCUAUCCACUUACACCCACCAGCAACCCCUCGCCCUGUCUUUCCACGGGCCGUCUGGCGUUGGCAAAAGCCACCUGGGUCGCGUGCUUACGCGCCACUUCCGCUCCGUGAUAGGCGACAAGCUGGUGGUGCAGUAUUUUUCGAAGCAUCACUGCCCCCUAAAGGACGCGGCACAGGAUUGCGCUUCCAAACUCGCUAAACGUAUAAUCGAGGUAGUAACUCGAGCCGAAGAGGAAGAGCAAAUUCCCUUCUUCAUCCUAGAUGAGGUGGAACUGAUGCAACCUCCGCUGCUGGAUGUAUUGAAGACGUUUCUUCGGUCAGAUCAGACGAAUGAGUUUCUUAACGUUGUUUAUGUUUUUCUAAGCAGCCUGGGCCAAAGGGAAAUAACAGCUCACAUCCUGCACAACGCCUCGACUGCCGGAGUUCAUAAAUCACUCCGGCAGGCCCUGACUUUCAUCCAUCCGCUGUGGACAGAACCCACAGUGGAGAUUAUUCCUCUGUCCCUACUGGAGCGUGAACAUGUCAUCCGAUGCUUUAUGGAGGAAAUGACCCUCGAGGGCUUUUACUCCGACACCAACCAGGUAGAAGCACUGGCAGAUGAGCUGGCCUAUCACAGAGCGGCUGGAAAACAGUAUGCAAAAACCGGCUGCAAACAAGUAGUGGGGAAAGUUAACCUGCUAUGAGAGGAACGUACACACUUUUAAAAAUAAAGGUGCUACACGAUACCACAGAAGAACCAUUUUAGCUAUAUGGAUCUGUAGAACCAUUCUGUUGCAAGGAGAAAAUGGUUCUUCACUCUCAGAAAAAAUGUACAAGAGCUGUCAUUGGACAGUUCCUUUGAGGAAAAAGUCCCAGUAUGUACAUUUUAAGUACAGAUAUGUAUGCAGACGACUCAGGACCAGAUCCACACCGGAUUCGUUCCAGACCAGUGCAGAUCUGGCCCGGUACGUUUUGGGUACUAAUGCCGCGUUCCAGGCAACUUGUAACCCGUGUUUUUCCAACCUUCUACCAGUGAAAGUGCACUGGAAUGGCAGUCAAACCUGUGACUUCCCACCCGUGAACUCGUAUUAGAUCGAUGUACUCCCAGUUCCGUGUCGUGGUUUUGAAGUUGUGAUUUAUGGGCUCAAAAACCUGCCUGGAACGCAGCAUAAUAUGCAUCCUUUAGGUACAAAUAUGUACUUUGUGAAGGGGUACCACCCCAGUGAGCUUUUGAUCAUUUCAUCUGCGAGUUUACAGAAUAUAUGAAAUGGUUCUUUCACUUAAAAGGUUCUUUGGAGAACCAAAAAUGGUUCUUCUAUGGCAUCGAUGCAUAAACCCUUUUUAAAAAAAAAUUAAGAUCUACUUGAAAGUGAGUAUCACUAUAGAGCACCCUUUAUGCUUUUAACCCAAGCAAAAACAUCUUUUGUUUAGCUGUCAAAGAUAUUCUCUAAAAACGCUGGGAUGCUUUUAACCCAUGAUUGGUCAAAAAGAGACAACCCAACCACUGUGUUUAAAUAAACCUUUGUUGGGUUGUUUCAGCCCAAAUUGCUGAAUUGUUUCAAACCAUGGUUGGGUAAAACAUUUUCUAUGCUAAUUUAACCCAAUGGUUGGGUUUGUCACUUUUUGACCCAUGGGUCAGCAUUUUUAAAGUUUAGGGUAAAGUUUUUGCUAUGAAAUAUCAUGUAUGCCACAAUGCACACUCCAAGGCAGCGGUCUCCAACAUGGUGCUCUAAGGAGCUGUUUAUACCUGGUAUUAAGAUGCAUUUUGGUCGAUCGGAUCGCAAGUGGACAAGAGAGACACAUGAUUCAAAAUAAAGCAGCACGUGUGGCUCUUUCUUGUGGGUUUAAAACAAAUGUUGAUAAAAUGCAUGAAAGCCUUUCAUGGUUUAAAGUUAAAAACAGAUUUGUGUAUUCACUUAUGUGUUUUUUAUAUAAAGUUAUAAUGAACAAAACACCGGUUACCUUAUAUACAAAAUUAUCCUUUAGUACUGAUAUACAUCAUUAUCCAACAAGGCAUGCAAUUGAGGGUAGUUUUAUUUUGCCUAUAGUGAAGACCGAAUCAAUUCAACGUUCAGUUAUGUACAGAGCUAUGUGUGAAUGGAAUUCUCUCCCAAAUGCUAUGAAACAACAAAAUACUUAUCAUGGGUUUAAAAUAUCAUCAAAGAAAUAUUAUCUUCAAAAAUAAUUCAAUAUUUAACAUUAAUUAGAGAGAUUCUGGUAGACCGUAGAGGUCACUUGUUAUUUUAUUUUUGAUUUAGAUCUGAGUUUUAUUUUUAUUUGUUGUUGUGUCAAAUGUUUAUUUUAAAUGUGUGUAAUGUGAAGUGAUGUGUGUAAUGUGUAGAUGUAAUUAUGUAAUAAAUGUAUUGUCACAUGAAAAGUUUAUAGGACCCCAGGAAGAAUAGCUUUUAGCUUAUGCUGAAGCUAAUGGGGAUCCAAAUAAAAACAAACAAAACAAACAAACACAUUCAUGUUCACACCUGAUAUUUUAAUCUGUCUCUUUUGUCCACUUUUGACCGCUUCAGUCCUGAUUACUGAGUGGGUGGUCUCUGGGCAAAACCCUCUGCUUUCGUUUAAACAAUAGCGGAAGAUAUGACGGGUUUAAAAUGACGCAAACUAAUAUUAUGUCAGAGUCCGCUGCUUGUGUUGUUAGUAAACAUGCUGCACAAUGUUUUGUACAUGUAUAUGUAAGAGGUUUCUUUGAUAUUUCAGAGCACUUGAUAAAAUAAGCUUGAGCAACUUUCAAACGCUUGCAAAAUGAAACAAAUGAUGGAGGCAGAGAGUAGAAAGUAGAGUUCUCAACGGGUCUGAAAAUUACAACCCGACCCGACCUGGCUUUUAAAGCCCGGACCCGAUGUAACCCGACACAUCAACGUGAAUUAUCUGUCCGAACGCGACCUGCGGCCCAACGCACACGCUAUUAUCAUGACACUCAAAAGAACGAUUUAAUCGCAAAUCAGAUGUUGCUUUUUAGUUAAAAAAAAAGAGAAAUAGUCUGAAGAUUCAAAGUCUAUGAGUGUAAACUGUAAAAAUGCUGGGUUGUUUUAACCCAUUG